Penicillium bovifimosum is the source of this 2841-nucleotide messenger RNA. Its product is annotated as Aim21 family protein. The coding region runs from base 1 to 2841 and encodes 946 amino acids. The transcript is spliced from 2 exons. The record is from RefSeq and is a predicted model, not a curated record. Lineage: Eukaryota; Fungi; Ascomycota; Eurotiomycetes; Eurotiales; Aspergillaceae.
AUGUCGACCCAAACUGCUCCGGCUAUUCCCCCUCGACCGGCUCGAUCUCCCAAACCACCGUCGUCAUCUGUGGAGAUGCCCAAGAUACCAUCACGCCCGGCAAACCGUCGCAAUGAUCGUUCGGUUUCGCCCAUGCGUGAGAGCUAUGCACCUUCACCGUUCAAUGAAUGGAACGGUCCUUCGCUGAGCCGUACCGUAUCGCAUGAACUGCCCCCACGCCCGCCUAGCGUCACGAUACCAUCUCUCGGCGAGGAGGGCAUUGAAUAUGCUGACCUCGACCCUGGUAAUAUGUCAGACAGUCACCAUCAAACACCCGCGGAGACUCGUAACGUUAGCAGUGACCUCAAGAUCCAUGCACCCAGACCUUCAUUGCCGACAUCAAGUGCUGAAGCAAAAGUGCAGGCCGUCACCCGCACCGAUUCCCGGCAGGCUGCUGCGGCAGGAUUGGGCCGGGGCGUUUCGCCUGCUCGCGAGGAACACGAACGUCCAGGUCGUUCACCACACUCCCGGGCGAGCGGUUCGCGCGCGGAAUCGUCAACAGCCUCCAAUGACCGCCGACACUCUGCUCAGCUUGGCGAGGAGCAGGGGUUCCGAGUGCCCAUGUACCCCAACGCCGGUGACGUCCAGGCACCAUCUCCCAGCCCGUAUCUCGACCAAGGCUCGCAGCGUUCGGGCCGUAAUCAUCACCGCUCCCGUAGUGCCCGUGACUCUUCCUUGCCCCCCGGUAGCUACGGUUUGCAUGGACACGGUGUUCAGCAUCCCGAUAAGUUUGAGAAGGCCUGGUAUGACAAGCACCCGGAUGAGUUUGUGAAGGAAGAAGGGCAAUACGGCCCUGGGGUGGGCACACCGCGCCCUGAUUGGGCUAUGAGCAGCGACGAUUUGAACAAGAUUGUUCGAAGCUCGGCCCAAACUGGUUCCGGCCUUGGUACUUCCCCAGCCGUAGUGGGCACUCCCGAAGAAGAGGUCGGUUAUAUAGCGUCCGAUGAGUACAUGCACCGUAUAGUGUCUCCUGCGCCCGACGUUCGACUCGAAACUCAGCCAUCCAUCGAGUCGCCACUUCGACAAAUGAGCUUCCCCUCCGAAGCUUCUGAAAAGCAACCGACCGCAAGCUCGUUGCGUCAUCGCAGGUCUAGCUCGCACAGUUUCCGCGAGGGUGGUGUGAUUCACGUGGAUGAUCCGAUGCAUCCUUUGCAUCAUCCGGAUGGAUUUGCUCCGACUCCGGCGCCUGAAGAAAAUGAGUCGGCACUCGAGAACGAGGAAGAAGAAGAACCAAUCUUGGCCGCUGAUGAAGUACGCCCUGAAUCGGCGUACUUACACCCCGCUGUGUCCCCGACAUUUGAUCGCCGGAGCAGUUUCGAGGAUGAUGGUCGGAGUCGAACUUCGAGUAUCACGCAUAGUCGUUCGCAAAGCCGAUCAACAAGCGCACAGGGCCAGUUCCCCGUGCUGACACGUUAUGACUCGCGUGAUGAUACACACACGCCCCUCGAAGAUGUUGAGGAGUAUGAGCCGCUAUUCCCCGAGGAGAAUACUAAGGAAGAACAAGUUCUGUCUGCUGCGGAUCGUUUCAAAAAGAGACCGGACUCACUCCAGCACAGAUUCCCUAGCCAGGAUAUUUGGGAGGACACUCCCAACAGUCUGCAGCUUCAUGCCACAGUGACCACCCCAGAUCUGCCCAAGCGUGCCUCUGCCGAAACCUUUGAGACACCCGAGCAAGAGGCCACGCGCCGAUUACAGAAUACCAAAGUCGACUCACAUCAGGUGGCUGCUCAUAUUCUCGAAGGCGAGAGAUCCAGAGACAAAGCUCCUGUGCGGCCAGACACAAUCAAACAGCGAUUCCCUAGUAGAGACAUCUGGGAAGAUGCUCCCGAUAGUCAGCAGCUGGUGACCACCGUGCAACCCGCGACAGAAGAGUUGAAGAGCCCAGAAGUACCCUCCAGGCCUGGAAUUCCCCCGCGUCCACAAAAACAGGCUCAGUCCGUCUCGCCAACCGAAAAGCGCCAGCCACCAUCAAUCCCCGACAGACCUAAGCCCCAGGUCCCUAGCCGUCCCGCCAAAUUCAGUCCGACUUCACAAAACAAUGCCGAGGCCUCGAGGGAUGCUCCUGCAGUCAAGCCCAAGCCUGCAAUUCCCGCUCGCCCGGCUGGGAACAAGAUCGCAGCCCUGAAGGCUGGCUUCCUGACCGAUCUGAAUUCUCGUCUGCAGCAGGGCCCACAACAGCCGAAGCCCCAAGAAAAAGAGGAGGAGGCAGUCGAGAAGCAAUCUCUGAGCGAUGCUCGCAAGGGAAGAGCCCGUGGCCCCGCGCGGCGAAAGCCGGCCGUGGAGAAGGUCACUGCCAAACUCCCCACCAUUCCGGAAAUCAAGAUAACGGAAUCUUUCAAUGUGUGGCAAAUUGCCCAUGAUGGCAACCUGGUUGUUGGGACCACUAAUAGAGAUGAAAAGCCUCUUGCUGCGGUGGAAGAACCAUCUGUGCCUGCUGAAAAGCCGAUGGCCCCCCCACUCGCUAAGAACGUCGCUGGAGAAUCUGUAGACCCAGUUGCCGAAUCACCUGUCGUUGAGGAUACAACCCCUCCCAAACCCACAACCGCAGAGGCCGCGCCCGUUGAAUUUUCAACAGAAGCCCCAGAAUCAGGAGAAUCGGCUCCCGUCGCCAGGGAGACAUCUCCGGAGCGGGAGGAGAGGGAAAAUGUGGCCGAGACAGAACCCUCAGAACCGGAAGCUGUCCCUGGGGCGAUCUCUGAAUCUAUGUCAACUCCAGCUAAGCUGAAUGACGCCCUUGGGGAGAUCGCAUUGUCAGCAGAGGACAAGAAAGACUCCAACGAUAAUGUUCACACUGAACAGUAG